UGCUAUCUUCAGUUCUUGCCGGACCGUUGAAAGAGGCGGACAAAUGUGAGCAGAUGCUCCAUGGUUAGUGGCUAAGUUCAUAAAUCAUUUCAGUCUGAUGGAUGGCUUAUUGAAUCUCAAGUGGAUGAACUCAAACUCAUCCCUCAAGUGCUCAAGUGAUCCCUAAGGGCAUAAUCCCAGUAACUUUAGGACUUAUAUCUGGUUACAAAGUGAAUUUAUUGGUGAUGAAUUAAUUAUCUCAACGGUAUUAACCAUCAAUUUCAACACCAAUCAACAGAGCUGAAUGACAACAUUAAUAUUUUUCUAUGACAUUGAUAGGAAAUAAUAUAAUAUAUGGACUUUGUGAGUUUUUUGUUUAACUUUGUGACUUGUGCCAUAGUUUUGUACUAAAGUUCCGUGAGCUGAAAGUGAAAAAGACAAAAUCCUUGACACAAACCAAAUAAAAUGAACAACGAUGUUGCGGAACCUCAUCAACGAAUAAAAAGCAUAAUUUUGCAUAAUGCUAAGUUGCAAUGUGAGUGAUUGGAUAUGAAAAUGCAAUCAAAUUUCACCGUAAAUGACACCACUACGGUGGAAAAUAGCACUGUGACUGUGAUAUUUUACACACCAAUUGUCAAUGAGAAUGUUACUGCAAAUGACACAUCCUCCAUGGCAAUGCAGACGCCAUCCUGGCUUGCGGCAGGUCGCGUCCAGAUACCCCUAUAUGCUGUCAUCUUUCUACUUGCCGUGAUUGGAAAUUCCCUGGUUAUUCUUACUUUGGUACAGAAUAAGCGCAUGAGAACCAUCACAAAUGUCUUUCUUCUUAAUCUGGCCGUGUCUGACCUUCUACUUGGUGUACUCUGUAUGCCAUUCACGUUGGUCGGUACACUUCUUCGUGAUUUUGUCUUUGGAGAACUCAUGUGCAAAUUCCUGCCGUUCCUCCAAGCCGCAUCGGUGGCUGUUUCCGCCUGGACCCUGGUCGUGAUAUCUGUUGAAAGAUAUUAUGCCAUUUGUCAUCCUCUACGAUCGAGACGCUGGCAAACACUCAGUCAUUCGUAUAAAUUGAUUGCAGCUAUUUGGUGUGGAAGUCUCGUGUCCAUGUCACCUAUUGCAUUCUUUAGUCGUCUAAUACCCAUAAGUCAAGGUCAUCACAAAUGUCGGGAGCACUGGCCAGACGAUGCUAAAGAUUACGAACGCAUGUAUAAUUUAUUCCUAGAUGUAUUUCUAUUCGUGCUUCCAUUACUUGUGCUUGGUAUCACAUAUUCCCUGAUUACUCGGACACUAUGGCAGGGAAUGCGGACUGAAAGGAAUCUCAAGAAUAAUCAAAAUUCGGAAAAUCAGUCAACAAAUAACUUGGUUGAGGUGUAUAUUGAUGCUCAAGGGACCCCAGCUAGUAGAUGUCCAUCGAGCUGUCGGUACCAAUCCAGUAGAGACAGUGUUUCCUGGACACAGUUACGGAACCACUGGAGUCAAGAAUCUACACGUUCCCGAAUGGCCGUGGGCUCUGUGAGAAAAUAUGCACCGGGUUUAAGAAGGUCGAAUGCUGAGAAGAGCUUACUCAACAAGAAACGUGUGAUUCAGAUGCUGUUUGUGGUGGUUCUGGAAUUCUUUAUAUGCUGGACACCGCUGUAUGUUAUCAAUACAAUGGUGCUGUUUGAGCCCGGUAUCGUGUACAACAACCUAACCUCAACGGAAAUCAGUUUCUUUCACCUCUUGGCGUAUACGUCAAGUUGUUGCAAUCCAAUAACAUAUUGCUUUAUGAAUCGUGGUUUCCGAAAGGCCUUCCUCAAUCUCUUUCGCUGCUUCAAGAGGCUUCGGGAACCACGGCGAAUUAGUCUGGGCGGUGGAGGAAUGGGUUUUGGUGGCGGUAUCGGUGGACCUGAUCAACGAAGUGAGGCAGAAACAACGAAACUCCACAACAACCAUCGCCUCUGCACGGACAGUUCCUAUUGAACUGCAUUCUUUGUAUGUUGUGUUUAAUUCCUGUAAAGUACGUACUCUUUCAAGUGAUUGUAUUAAAUUUGUUAUUAAUAAUAAUAUUUGAAUCAUUUGUUAAUUUGACGAAAUCAAAAAUACACAAUUUCACAUCUUUGCGGAUUUACUAUUGAACCUUAAUGUUCGCAUUCAACUUGUUCACGAAAAUAAAGCUGAAUUCCAAUCAUA
This is a messenger RNA of Phlebotomus papatasi, 2142 nucleotides long. RefSeq names its product cholecystokinin receptor type A-like. The transcript is spliced from 6 exons. The record is from RefSeq and is a predicted model, not a curated record. Gene Ontology annotation, molecular function: neuropeptide Y receptor activity; gastrin receptor activity. Lineage: Eukaryota; Metazoa; Arthropoda; Insecta; Diptera; Psychodidae. The coding region runs from base 529 to 1932 and encodes 467 amino acids. Gene Ontology annotation, cellular component: membrane. Gene Ontology annotation, biological process: neuropeptide signaling pathway.